This is a messenger RNA of Pipra filicauda (Wire-tailed manakin), 5078 nucleotides long. It is a transcript of the gene PPP1R3D, whose product is annotated as protein phosphatase 1 regulatory subunit 3D. The record is from RefSeq and is a predicted model, not a curated record. The transcript has a single exon. Gene Ontology annotation, biological process: regulation of glycogen biosynthetic process. The coding region runs from base 543 to 1460 and encodes 305 amino acids. Gene Ontology annotation, cellular component: protein phosphatase type 1 complex. Lineage: Eukaryota; Metazoa; Chordata; Aves; Passeriformes; Pipridae. Gene Ontology annotation, molecular function: glycogen binding; protein phosphatase 1 binding.
GGAGUGUCCGCCCUGCUCGUCCCGCUGCUGCUGCCGCGGCAGUGCAGGGUCGGUGGGGGUCAGCGAGGACAGUCUGCAGGCCCCUCUCGCCCUGUGCUCCGGCCGGGGGUGCCUCGGGGCGCACCCGGCAUCCAGCGCCCUCUCCGACAGCCUGGAGUCACUUAUCCAGCACGACAGCCUCCAGUCGCUCUCCAGCCUGUGCGUGAGCUCCUCCAGUAUCAGCGGUGAUAGCCUCGAAUCCCUCUCCAGCCUGAGCCUCGGGGGCACCAGCCAGCACAGCGAUCUCGAGUUUGUCGGCCCCUGAGACUGCUUUCAUCUCGCCUUCAUCUCUACACAGACCGCCCUCGCCGCUGGAUCCUUCCAGCUGCUCUGAGAGCUUCCACGUUUGUGCCCUUCAUUCACAAGGUGACAUUCAAGUUGAUCCUUCUUCCUGCACCCAGUGCAAUAACCUCAGACCUUAUUGUCCGUGGCUGCCAUUUCCAAAUUAAGUGCUUCAGAAGGGCAGUGUUCAUUAUUGCCUGGUUCUUUGCCAUCAGUUAAGAAUGGAAGUGCGUGUUCCUCGGAGAAAUCCCAGCUAUCUCUCUGAUCUCUAUGAGAACAUGUUAAGGGCUGAAGGAGCGGCACGACGAGGACAACAGCAGCCCCCAGCAGUCCAUACAAGUAGCAGCCUGACUUCUCAGGGCAGCACUCCAGCCAAGAGGAGCCCCCAGCCAAACCACCCUCAGAGCAGCACAUCCUCCAGCUGUGACCCAGCACUGCGGCCCAUCAUACGCCGCCGAGCCAGGUCUUUGCCCACAUCACCCGAAAGGAGAAGAGCAGUGCACUGUCAGCUUCCUGAGUGCCAGAGUCGUAUGAACCGGGUGAGGUUUGCUGAUGCUUUGGGUUUGGAGCUCACCGAGGUGAAAGUCUUCCAGACUGGCGAGGAUCCAUCCAUCCCCUUGCAUGUCCUUUCCAGGCUCUCCAUAAACUCAGACCUCUGGUACAGCAACUCAGACUUGGAGUUUACUAUGCAAUGCUUGGUCCCAGACUUCCAGCAGCCUGCAGACUGUAUGGAUUUCUCCUCCCGACUUCAGGAGCAGCAGGUGUGUCUCGAGCGGGUGACCAGCUCCGAUUUGGGGCUCAGUGGCACCAUCCAGGUUCGCAACGUGGCGUUUGAGAAGCGGGUGUCUGUGCGCUACACCUUCGACCAGUGGCAGAGCCUCCACGAAGUGUGUGCUCGCUGGCACCACAGCAUCCCCGAGAAAAACGGGCAGGAUCAGGCCGAUGUUUUCACUUUCUUUCUUCCUGUGCCUCCUUUCCUCCUCCAGCUGUGCUCUCUCGUCCAGUUUGCAGCAAGGUACCAAGUCAAUGGCCAGGAGUACUGGGAUAACAACAGAGGCCAAAACUACACCCUCACCUGUCGGACCCACCCCCUUAAGAUGCCGAGGGAGUGUCAGGAGAGCUGGAUCCACUUCAUCUGAACAAAGGAAGUGGGUGCAGAGCAGCUUGUCAGUAGUCUUGGUGGCACUCUGUUCCUUGGCAUGGCUCUCUGCUCCUAUGGCAACAGUCUUCUUGGUAAAACCUGCCAAACCUGGCAAAGUGUCCCAGGGCUGGGGAGCAGCCAGUGACCCUGACAAACUGUUCCAAACUUCUCGGAAAGCUAAAAGGGCCAAAAUCUUUAUUGAGAUACACUUGUGGAAAGCCCAUGUCAUUUCUUAUAAUGUGUGAGCAGAAUGGUUUCAAGGAAUGCUGUCAGACUACCAGAGGGUAAAGCAGCACAUUUCUGUUUCCUAGUAAUACUCUGGGUUGCACAGAAUGUUUUUACUGAUCUCAUUUUGUACUAUUUGUUUACUAAACCGCUUUACUAGUUUUGUUUCUAAUUUUGUUUGUAUUAUCUCACCAAGUCUGGGCACUAUUCCAUUUAUGCAUAAUUUGGAUGGCAGACACCGUAGGGAGUACGUGUAUUUAUAUAUAUCAUAUUAAGGCUGUAACCACGUUAAAUAUUCCCAUUAAUAUUUGGGUUGGGAAUUAAAUGUUACUACGAGCAGAACAUACAUGGAAAUAUGCCAUCAGCCCCUCUCUUUCCCUUAAAUACCCAAAAAGGUGCCUUUUCUUAUCUCCAGUGUUUGCAGCAGGAGUGAUUGUUAUUAAAAUGUGUGUAAGGCAGACCUUCCUGGGGAAAUUCUCAUCUUUUUCAGGUGGUGCCCAAAUAGGUUUUUCUCUUGUCCUUUCCUGGUGCACCUGUAUUUACUUAGGGAAAUUAGAGCAAUUUUGGACUUGUGUUGCAGUUGAAGAUCUCAAAACAUUAUAUGAAUGCUCAUGAUUUUACCAGUGUUUCUGGUAGAAUUAUAAAUCAAGAAAUGGAUAUGAGAUAGAUAUAUAGAUAUGUAUAAGGAAAAAAAUAGCACAGGGAGCAGGUUACAGAGCCUUGGAUCCUGAAUCCUGGCUCCCUGUUCCCAAGUGUCCCAGUACUACUGCAGCAGGACCUUUGAAUUCUUUAUUUAACUACUUCUCAUUAUAAAACUCCAAGACUGCAGCCUUUGCAGCACAAGCAGGAACUUCAAAGCAAAAUUAUGAUUUUACUAGUAAACUAAUACACAAAACCAUAAACAGAAUCCCUUCUGCUGCAGGGAGAGCACAGGAACACUGUUACACACCGUCUUCCCAUGAGUCUUGCACUACUACUUUCAUUCUGUGUUUUCAGUGUGGUUUAGGAUUGGCAACAGGCUUGGAUCUAUUGAGCAAAAGAUUGUCCGUAAUUGUUUUCAUAUAUAUGGACAUUGUUUUCAUAACUGCAUGGAAAGUUUAUAUGGUAGCAUGAAUUUUCAGAGCUGGCUGGCUGGAGGUAUUAGAAAAGCUGCUUUUUAGGAGUGUACUGUGACAAUCAGGCCACUUGUUUGGGCAUCUUAUUUUGGAUUGGUGCUUAUUUAUUGAAAUCACAAUUAGGUUUUAAAAUCACAAUUUUAAGGAACCCAUGACCAAUUCUAUAUUAGCCCAAAACGUCUCCUGAGUAAUUCUGGAAGUGCAGAAACCCCAAGAAAAUGAAUUUGUCUGGCAACUUAAUGUUGCUCCUUUUUGUGGUACCCAUUUAGCAAAGCUGGGAUUUCAAGUGAGGAAGCUGCCUCAUUCCAAUUAGGCUUUGGCUUUCAGAGGAGCCAAAGUCAUGAAUGAAGAUUCAUGAGCUGCUGAGCACCUCCUGCAGAGUAUUCAGAAAAUUCAGUCCUAUUUGGAACUAUUGAGUAUUGACUGUGUUGGCUGCUUUGCUGGAGCACUGUGAGGCUGAACAUUUAGGUGGAAAUUGUUUUGAAGGAGGAGGUGAGGCUGAGGUGGGAUUGUCAGAGGGGAAAGUGCUGCCUGCACCCAGUGUCCCUGGGUUAGAGCAGUGACCAUUACCAAUCUGGCAGCAACUUCUUGCCUGGAACUGUAAGUCUUGUCUUCCUCAUAUGGCACAAAAGAUGAGAACUCUGUAAGAAGGGGCAUUGUCUAAUUGUAAGGAAUUUUGCCUCCUAUGCUGGCCCUCCUGUGACUAAGUGACAAGACAGUAUAGGACAUACAAUAUCUGCACUAGUCAAUCUAUAUUCUCCCUAGAAAUGGAGAUGUUCUCCCUGCAGUUGAUUGCCUGUGGUGUGACAAACUGUAUCACCUCUGCUGAGUGUGGAGAGAACCCUGUGGGACUAGUGCUGCCAUUCUGCAGCUCAGCAUUAGUGCAGGUUGUGCCAAAUCAUGCCAGAGUGAGUAGGUGUCGAGUGAGGUGAGCUGGAACACACCUUCCCUGACUGCAGAAGAAUCUUUAGUGGCAGGAAUUGAACUUGUGUACACUUACUUAGAUGAAACUUGCUGACUUAGGGAAUUCCAUUAAAGUUUAUCCACUAUUGUUAAGUCCCUGGAGGCAAAGUUAUGUACUUGUCAGUAAAGUAAGAAGGAAGUGGACAUGCACACACACAGGAGCAGCUGUGCUGAAUAAAAGGCACUAUUUUAAAGUAUUGUUCCCCUGUCCUUUUCCCUCUCAGAUUACUGUAUUUCUUCCCUCAGCAAACCCAGCAGACCCUGAAAGUCCCUCUGGUAUUUGACAGGAGCUCAGAGCAAUCCUUGGCUUCCUGGCAGAAAGAUGCUGUUGCCAUCUUCUGGGAGAGACUGUCAUGUGCCAGCAACUGUCAAAUCUAAAUGUUAUCUCAGACAAGGACAGAUUAUAGAAAGUUGAGGCUCUCAGUAUAAAGGGUAAUGCCAGAUGUACCACAGUGCAGAGGGGUAGGAAAUGAAUGUCUCAGCAGUCUGAGUUGGGCUUGUAUUGUCUUCCUUCCGCCACCUCUCCGGGUAUUGGCAUGUGCAAAAUCUUGAAUACUAAAUACUAAAGCAUUAUUCCAAGAUUCCCUUUGCUCUCCUUGCUUGCCUUGCACUGCUGGAGAAGCACUGGCAGUAGCAGUUCCUGGCAGUCCAUCUCUCUGGCACUGCUGGCUGUCAGUGGAGCAGCUGAGCUGAGAGUGAUCUCCGGGUUAAGCUGUUAAACGUUCACACCAGUGCUGGCACCUGUCACAUCAAAGAGGAAACAGGCACUUAGGUUUUCUUGUCACAUUCAGCAGUGAGCAUCAAAAGGCUUCUGGUUAACAAAAAUGGGAUUAAGCCAUUAAGUACUGGUAAUAUGCACUUCAUGAAGGUAAACUUAUGACCACCUCUGUAUCUUCUCAGGACAACUUGACUGCUUGCACUGUGUUCAAACCAAGCACUUCCCUUAUCAUGAAGAUUUUGUACAAGUGAAUUCUUCACAAGGGUUAUUGCCAUAUAAUGCACUUUUUAAAAACGUAUUUAUUAUUGUCAUACAAUAAAUGAAUGUCUGGUAGCCCACAGUUUCAAGGUUCUUCCGAGCACGUUUUUUAAAGAAACAUAUGAAAUCCUUGUAAAUGAAAAGGGGGUUGUCUUCUGUGAUUAAAUGUCUUGUCCAGAAUAAAGUACAUUACACAGGAUAUCAAUAAAGCACAUAUGCUGGACAAAGAGUCUAGCAGUUGUAAAAUUGCAAAGUUUUUAGUUCAUUUUAAAAAGCAAUAAUAAAACUAUGGCUAUUGUAAUACAAGAGAUUGAAAUAAAAGCUUUUCACAAUUUUA